Molecule: messenger RNA, 630 nt
Organism: Seminavis robusta
Lineage: Eukaryota; Bacillariophyta; Bacillariophyceae; Naviculales; Naviculaceae
Source: the annotation of a GenBank genome assembly
AUGAAGUACCUCGAUCAGGCCCUGAAUGGUCUUGGGAGGCAUUCGGAAGCGGAUCAGAUUGCGGCCAAUUUGCGACGAUACUGGAAAGCAAAUGUCCGCAGUGAUUGGAUUGCCAAAGGUCGUCCCACGCAGGGGUCAGUCCAUUCGCGACUCAUUCUCAAUCACCACAACGAUUAUCAUGUUCUGGCCAAGCAAUGCUACGAGCCAGAGCCUCAAAAAGAUGGAGUUAGCAACGCUCAUUUCAAAGUUUUGGCCUUCCCAAAAGACGAGAUUCUCUUGCCCCACCGACUCUUCAAAUUAGAAGAGACUGCAGGGAUGUUUGUGCUCAACGAACACGUGAACGAGGAGGGAUCAGUAACAUCACCAGAAAUGGUGGUACGAUCGUAUGAAGAAACCAUGCCCGAUAUCCGUGUGGUGGCAGGACACGUGGUGGAGUUCUUGGGUGGAGAAGAGGAGAGGAGUAACGGCCUCUUGCACAAAGCAAUCCAGUCAGUGGCCAGUCGUCACCUUCCAGUCACCUACACCAAGCUUGACACCACGGACAAUAAAGAUGCGUCGGUCCCUGUCUGUGACUUGGAUGUUGCGGAAUCAACCGUGUCAUCUUCUACGUCGUUUCACGAUAUCGUCUGA